Melanotaenia boesemani (Boeseman's rainbowfish) is the source of this 3825-nucleotide messenger RNA. RefSeq names its product nucleolar protein 6 (RNA-associated) (gene nol6). The record is from RefSeq and is a predicted model, not a curated record. Gene Ontology annotation, biological process: rRNA processing; tRNA export from nucleus. Gene Ontology annotation, cellular component: small-subunit processome; CURI complex; UTP-C complex. The transcript has 26 exons. Bases 101 to 3541 code for a protein of 1146 amino acids. Lineage: Eukaryota; Metazoa; Chordata; Actinopteri; Atheriniformes; Melanotaeniidae.
CCUAACCCUUAGCACAUGUGAGACCGUAAAGAAGGAGAGGUCCAAUUCAGUGUUUCUUUCUUAAUAGCGGAUUUAUCGUUAGAUUUAAACUCAGAUAAACAUGAAGAAGAAACACCCUGUUGCAGAAGAGGCGGGAGAGGCACUUCCCUCAGAUUCUUCCCAUGAUGACGACAAUGAUAAAAAUGAGGCUCCUCUUAAGGCCAAAAGGAGCAAACAUGAGACUAGAGAGGAAAAAGUGGUCUAUCACCCUGUGAAGCUGUCCCGAAAUGAUCUGUAUAGACCCCCUACAGCAGAGGAGCUAAAUCAGCUGAAAGAGGCCGAAAGUCUGUUUCACUGCAGCCUUCUCAAAAUGCAGAUGGAGGAGCUUCUAAAAGAGGUUGUGCUGAGUGAGCAUAGGAAACAGAAAAUUGAUUCAUUCAUUCAAACUGUCACUGAGGUCCUCCAGACUGUGCCUGAUUCACCAGAAGUUGAGGUAAAUGACCUGUCAUGGCUGUCUGGCGCAGUUAAGGUUCCUUUUCUCCUGAUGCCCAAAACAACAAAGGGCAAGUUCCACAUGGCCCCUCCAGCUUCUAUUGAUCUGAUCGGGAGCUACCCUCUAGGCACAUGCACCAAGCCACAGAUAAUGGUGGACCUGGCUGUCACAAUCCCAGCAGAUGUCCUUCACCCAAAAGAUGUCAUAAACCAAAGGUAUCCAAGGAAAAGGGCUAUUUACCUUGCAGGCAUUGCCCAGCAUCUCAAGUCCUCCUCUGAUAUUGGGACCAUGCAAUAUUCCUGUCUUCAUGGGAAUCGACUUCGACCUGUACUGUUGCUGACCCCUCCAGGUAAAGAUUCUUCCAGCUUUUCUCUACGUGUUCAUGUCUGUCCACCACCUGGAUUCUUCAGUCCCACCCGUUUCCACCCUCAGAGAAAUAACAUCCGGACAGCGUGGUACACAGGACUGCAGACAUCCAACUCUGUGAACAGCGAACCUCCUACUCCACAUUACAAUAGCUCCAUUCUGGGGGAUUUACUGCCCAGGGCUCACCUCCAGUUUCUCUCGGCUGUCAGCUCCCAGUGCUCAGCUUUCACUGAUGGAGUAGCUUUGCUCAAAGUGUGGCUGCAUCAAAGAGAGUUAGACCAGGGCACUGGUUGCUUUAAUGGUUUCCUGGCCUCCAUGCUGAUGGCUUAUCUGCUGAUCACUCACAGAAUCAGUAACACCAUGACAGCCUAUCAGCUGCUUCGAAAUAGUUUGAACUUCCUCGCUUCUACAGACCUGACACAGGAUGGAAUUAGCCUAGCUAAGGAUCCUGACUCUUCAGCUCCAUCUCUUGCAGAGUUUCACAGUGCUUUCCAGGUUGUGUUUGUUGACCCUUCAGGGCACCUUAACAUGUGUGCUGACAUGACUGCUUCUACCUACAAACAGCUGCAGCAUGAGGCAUCCGUGUCAAUGCAGUUCUGGGACGACCCCACAGUAGAUGGGUUCCAGUGCCUCCUCAUGACUCCCAAACCCAUGAGCAGGACAAGUGACCAUGUCUUCCAGCUUUGUGAUUUGGUGAAGCUCCAGUCCUGCUGUAAGAAGCAGAAUCUGCUCAGUGAGCUAAUGGAUCACAGUGGAAAUUAUGUCCAGACUGCACUCCCUUUUAUUCUCUCGCUAUUCCAGCGAGGACUUGGCCAGAGGAUUCACCUCCUCACCCACUCUCUCCCUCCUGACCCUGAGUGGUCUGUUGAGAAUGAAGCCCCAAAGUAUAAAGCUCAACCUCCAGUCUCCUUUGGUUUGCUCUUAAGGACCGAGCUGGCAGCCUCUGUUCUGGAAAGGGGCCCAUCUGCUGACAGUCCCAAGGCAGCUGAAUUUCGUCAACUGUGGGGCCCUCGCUCUGAGCUGCGCCGUUUCCAGGAUGGUGCCAUCACUGAAGCUGUGCUGUGGGAUGGAGAAAGCAUGUGCCAAAAGCGCCUGGUUCCCAAACAGAUCAUCACACACUUGCUACAACUGCAUGCAGAUAUCCCCGAGUCCUGCAUACGAUAUGUUGGGGCGAUGGUAGAUGAUGUAAUCAAAACAGGAAGUGAGGCACCUGGUACUGGAGAGGAGGAGAGCUUAGUGGUGGUUCAGUCAUACGAUGACCUGAGCAGAAAAUUGUGGAGGCUGGAAGAUUUGCCUCUUUCCAUUACUGCAGUGCAAGGAGCCCACCCAGCACUCCGAUACACGCAGGUCUUUCCCCCUCGGCCACUGAUGCUGGACUAUUCCUUCUUUGACAGAGAAAAAACUACCAGAUCACUGGUUCCAAAAGAAGGAAAACCAUGUCCAGCUUACGUCACUCCUAUCACAGUGAUCUGUCACAUGGAGGGGAGUGGAAAGUGGCCUCAUGACCGCCUGGCAAUCCACCAUAUCCGAGCUGCUUUCCACAUUCGACUGGCAGAGUUACUCAAAAAGCACCAUAAUUAUACAUGCAGGCCCUGUCCCACCCACUUGGAUGUCUGGAAGGAUGGCUUGGUUUUUCGAAUCCAGGUGGCGUAUCAUCGUGAGCCUCAGGUGCUGAGGGAGAGUGUGAAUGCAGAGGGACUCCUGGUUAUGAGGGACAAUGAGGAGGCUCAGGCUCUGGAGAUGGCCACCAUUCACAAGCCACUGCUUACCAGCACAUUACAUGGACUCCAGCAGCAGCACCCAUGUUUUGGAGCAGUGUGUCGUCUGGCUAAGCGCUGGCUGGCGGCUCAGCUCUUCAGCGAUGACAUUACAGAGGACACAGCAGAUCUGCUGGUGGCGUCGCUUUUCCUGCGUCCUGCUCCAUUCAUUCCUCCAAGUUCUCCUCAGGUGGGCUUCCUGCGUUUCCUUCAUCUGCUCUCUUCCUUUGACUGGAGGAACAACCCGCUGGUAGUCAACCUCAACAACCAGCUCACAGCUGCAGACUACACAGAGAUCAAGAAUGGCUUCAUGGCCUCCAGAGAGUCUCUACCCGUCAUGUUUGUAGCAACGCCUAAAGACAAAAAGCUGUCUAUGUGGACCAAAAAAGCACCAAGCAUACAGAUGCUGCAACGUGUGAUGAUGGUGGCUGCAGAGAGUCUGAAAGUACUGGAGCAUCAGCUGAUGGAUGGCAACCAGAUACAAGAUGUCAGGGUGGCCAUGCGUCCUCCGUUGGAUGUGUAUGAUGUUUUGAUUCAGCUGAACCCAAAGCAGAUUCCUCUCCUCAGCCAGGCAGUAGACCCCCCAGCUGUCACCUUCAGCAGGGGUGUCUUGACGGACAGCGCAGCCCAGUCUGGAGGGGCCCUACCAGUCAUCGACUACAACCCUGUGUCCCUCUAUCUGGCACAGCUAAGAGAGGCAUUUGGAGACCUCGCGCUCUUCUUCUGUGAUCCCUUUGGUGGAACUGUGAUCUCAGUUUUAUGGAAACCAAAGGCCUUUGUUCCUGCACCCUUUAAAACUUCGCAGAUGUCGGCCCGGAUCGUGGAGGUGACCGGAGAUGAAGCAAAAAGCAUUCCUAAUGUUGAGGCGAUACUGGAGGAUUUCCGUGUCUUAGGAAAGGGUUUGGUUAAAUCAGUGCAAGCCAACACUGAGAAAUGGUCAUUUUAGAAGCCUACACACCACUGUAGCCUGAUCCAUUCAUUUUAGAUUUUUUUUUCUUACAGGAGAGGCUACAUUGAUGCCUAGUCUAAAAUGAGCUAUAAACAUAUCAAUGAUAGUCUGUGGUGAUGGUAUAGCUGUUAAAGACAAGCUUGAUGUUUGUAUUUUAAAUGUCCAUUUUACUUCAUUGAGUAAAAAAAAAAUGAAAAUUGACUCAGUUCUGAUUAUUAGUUCACUGUAAAGUUUAAAUAACUGGUUGAUUAUUUGAUCAAAAGGAAAUCAUUUAAAAACUG